AUGUCGAACGUAUCAUCCACCCUUCCACCUGAUUUGUUCGACCAGACAACACUCAUUUCCCUUGCUGCGACUGUCGUUCUCCUGGCUAUCGCCAUCGCCGUCUCCCGACGCGUACUUCAUGCCUCAACCUCGACGAGCUACCGCGUCCUCUUCAUCUGGCAUGCUUUCGAUGCCCUGAUCCAUUUUUUUCUUGAGGGCAGUUUUCUUUACCACUGCUUCUUCACUUACACUCACGUUGCCGACAUUCCCGACGCCGAUCUUUCCGGAUAUCACCCGACCCCCGCCAACUUCCUUGGCUACUCGGAUCGUAUUUAUGGCGCCCAGGCGGGUGGAGAUAACCCCUUUGCUCAGUUAUGGAUGGUAUAUGCCCGGGCUGAUAAGAGAUGGGCGGGUGUAGAUUUGGGCGUGGUUUCCCUGGAGCUGUUGACCGUCUUCGGUGCUGGCCCACUAGCUGUAUGGAUCUGCUAUUGCAUCGCCAAGCGUGACCCCAGGGUCAACAUCUGGAUGAUCAUCAUUGCGACCGCGGAGCUUUACGGAGGAUUUAUGACCUUCUGCCCCGAGUGGCUGACCGGCAACAUCAACCUCGACACAAGCAACUUCAUGUACAUGUGGGUGUACCUGGUAUUUUUCAACAUGCUCUGGGUCUUCAUCCCCCUCUACGCGAUCUAUGUUGCGUUCGGCGAGAUCUCGGCUGCUUUCAAGGCCCAGGGUGCGAGAAAGAACCUCUAA
Colletotrichum truncatum is the source of this 729-nucleotide messenger RNA. Its product is annotated as emopamil binding protein. The record is from RefSeq and is a predicted model, not a curated record. Gene Ontology annotation, biological process: sterol metabolic process. Gene Ontology annotation, molecular function: cholestenol delta-isomerase activity. NCBI's taxonomy places the organism in Eukaryota, Fungi, Ascomycota, Sordariomycetes, Glomerellales, Glomerellaceae. Gene Ontology annotation, cellular component: membrane; endoplasmic reticulum.